AUGGCUACCUUGAAUCACACUGGGGUGAACCACAAAGUCUUCCGCUUGCUGGGCAUCCCUGGCCUAGAGGACCAGCACAUGUGGAUUUCCAUCCCUUUCUUCAUUUCCUAUGUCAUUGCCUUACUCGGGAACGGCCUGCUUAUCUUUAUCAUCCUCACAAGGCGCAGCCUCCAUGAACCCAUGUACCUCUUCCUCUGUAUGCUGUCUGGAGCAGACAUGGUCCUCUCCACAACCACAAUACCUCAGACCUUGGCCAUCUUCUGGUUCCAUGCUGGGGAGAUCUCCCUGGACCGCUGCAUCACUCAGCUCUUCUUUAUCCAUUCCACUUUCAUCUCUGAGUCAGGAAUCUUGCUGGUGAUGGCAUUCGACCGCUACAUUGCCAUAUGUUACCCACUGAGGUACACUACUAUUCUAACGCACAGCCUGAUUGGAAAAAUUGGUGUGACUGUCUUUCUCAGAAGUUAUGGCACCAUUUUCCCCAUAGUAUUUCUUUUGAAAAGACUAACUUUCUGCAGAAACAACAUUCUUCCACACACAAGUUGUGAGCAUAUCGGCUUGGCCAGAUAUUCUUGUGAUGAUAUCCAUGUUAAUAUCUGGUAUGGGCUUUUUGUCCUAAUGUCAACUGUGGUCUUGGAUGUUAUCUUAAUUUUUAUUUCAUAUAUGCUUAUUCUUCGUGCUGCCUUCCAUAUCCCUUCCAAAGAAGCUCGUUAUAAAGCUCUCAAUACAUGUGGCUCCCAUGUCUGUGUCAUCAUCCUCUUUUAUGGGCCUGGCAUCUUCUCAGUCCUCACUGAACGAUUUGGACGCCACAUCUUACCCCAUAUUCAUGUUCUGCUGGCUAAUGUCUGCAUUCUGGUUCCACCAAUGCUGAACCCAAUAAUUUAUGGAAUCAAGACCAAACAGAUCCGGGACCAGGUAAUGUAUAUGUUGUUUCCAAAAGUAAAAUGA
Elephantulus edwardii (Cape elephant shrew) is the source of this 945-nucleotide messenger RNA. RefSeq names its product olfactory receptor 52B4-like. Lineage: Eukaryota; Metazoa; Chordata; Mammalia; Macroscelidea; Macroscelididae. Gene Ontology annotation, biological process: G protein-coupled receptor signaling pathway. The coding region runs from base 1 to 945 and encodes 314 amino acids. Gene Ontology annotation, cellular component: membrane. Gene Ontology annotation, molecular function: olfactory receptor activity; G protein-coupled receptor activity. The record is from RefSeq and is a predicted model, not a curated record. The transcript has a single exon.